Messenger RNA from Aspergillus neoniger CBS 115656, 420 nucleotides. RefSeq lists its product as uncharacterized. The coding region runs from base 93 to 323 and encodes 76 amino acids. NCBI's taxonomy places the organism in Eukaryota, Fungi, Ascomycota, Eurotiomycetes, Eurotiales, Aspergillaceae. The record is from RefSeq and is a predicted model, not a curated record. The transcript has a single exon.
AUGCUAAUUCCCGGAUCCCAGGUACUGUCCAGCCUGCUAGGCAAUAGUGGUGACUUGGAAGUGGAUGUCUUGUGCUGACCACGUUGAGCUUGAUGUGUAUAACGUCAAGGGAUACGGAGCACUGCGGCCAUAACGAACGGUUACAAAUUGUCUUACUAACUGGGUUACGUUGUCAAACGAUGUUAUGCAUCAGUCUAGCGAUGUCUUGCAAUGCUAGUCAUUUGUCUGGGAGUAUCUAUGGGGACGCUUCUCCGAUCAUGCUGAUGAUGCUCUUACACAAGGGUUUACAUGCUAUGCGGUUUGGCGCCUUAUCAGUCUCCUAGAUCAUGCGCAUGAAUCCAGCCUGGAAAGCCACAUGAAUGAUUAUCGAGGGUUAUCCCUAUAAAAGAAAAAAAUAUGAACUGGAAAAUGGAAGGGAAG